Culex pipiens pallens (northern house mosquito) is the source of this 1513-nucleotide messenger RNA. RefSeq names its product protein spaetzle 5 (gene spz5). Gene Ontology annotation, biological process: regulation of Toll signaling pathway; central nervous system formation; innate immune response. NCBI's taxonomy places the organism in Eukaryota, Metazoa, Arthropoda, Insecta, Diptera, Culicidae. The record is from RefSeq and is a predicted model, not a curated record. Gene Ontology annotation, molecular function: Toll binding; growth factor activity. Gene Ontology annotation, cellular component: extracellular region. Bases 153 to 1265 code for a protein of 370 amino acids. The transcript has 5 exons.
CGACAGUCAGCAAAAUAGUGCAAUGGGAAAACGCUGUCAGCUUUGAUUGAACAGUAGUUGAACAGGCGGGUACAAAACAGCAAAUUCCGUUUCCCAUAAACAGCUUAUCACAAACAAAGCGUUGGCACGCGACGCAAGCUCGGGCGUUGAUCAUGAGCAGCACUUUGGCACCGAUGAUGCUCGCGCUUUGCGUGCUGCAGCAACUGGCCCUGGCUUCAGCCUAUCAGCAGCAGAAAAAGUGUGGUCUCUACGGGCAGGCUCCGUGUACGUUUGUUCCGGCUCCACCCGGAAUGACGCCAAAAUGUGCAUCACCGGGGAAGACUUUCUGCACGCAGAAUGAAGACUAUCCGACACCGCUGAUAACCAAUCUGGUGGAAAAGUUCGGCUUCCAUCGCAUCUUGGCUGACGAAGCACGCGUCGAGUUCAACGCGCACCGCAGCUGGGAGGAAGAUCAUCAUUACCACCACUUUUACGGCGGUAGUUACGGACCUCCGGCGUACCGACCACCCCCGCCGUCCUCAUCGACCCACGAGGGCUACUCGUACGACCUCACCAAGCAACCCACCGACAACACCGUCGUGUCGUACGACCGUAGUCCGGUGCCCCAGCCAAUCUACAUCCCAAAGCCACAGAACUCGUUCAACUUCAACACGUACGUCCGGGCGCCGAUCGUCCACAAGCAGCAGGUCCAACAAGCCACCGGAUACUUUUACCCACCCCCGGUGACCCAGUACAGUCCGGCGGAAUGGCUCCGACGGUUCGCCCGAGAUCUCAGCGAACGAAGGGGUCAACCCUUUCAGCACCAGCCGUCCACGCGUGAUAUCCGACCGGCACCGUUCCGGUUAGCGCCCGAGCUGGAGGUGCGACCGGCCCCAUUCCGGCCACUGCUGAACGAAACCGCACUGCGGGACAGUUUGGCACGGUCACGCCAGAAGCGGCAGGUCACCGCUGGGCGGUCACAGCUGUGCCAGACGAGGGAGAUGUACGUGACGCCUCAGGCGGCGCUCAACACCAAGGGAAACUGGAUGUACGUUGUCAACCACGAGGAUUCACGACAGCUGGUGAAAGCGGAGAUUUGCUCGUCAACGGAGUGCUCCAACCUGUGCAUCCUGCCGAACGGGUACAACUCCCGGUGCGAGCAAAAGUUCUCCCAGAAGCGGCUGCUGACGCUGGACAGCGACGGCCAAUCGCUGUACGUGGACACGUACUGGUUCCCGAGCUGCUGCGUGUGCACGCUGGCCAAUAACGAUAGCGGGGAUCAGUGAUCGGAACGGGAUAGGAAUUUAGUAAAUUUAAGGAUUUGAGUAAAGCAAACAACGCAAAUGUGAUGUAUGAUAUUAAUGUAAGGAGAUCUGCUUAGAUGCUACUGUAACGUUAGAUUUUUUUUUUUAUGCUCCAAACUGCUACAGAAUAUAAGUAAUUUAGACAAUACAGUUUAAUUUAUUUUGAACUAUUUUAACGUGUAUAAUCAAUUUAUAAAAAAAUAAUAAUGUUCAAAGAAGAAAAUAAAUGA